Aureobasidium musti is the source of this 1137-nucleotide messenger RNA. The record is from the annotation of a GenBank genome assembly. Lineage: Eukaryota; Fungi; Ascomycota; Dothideomycetes; Dothideales; Saccotheciaceae.
AUGCAAGAAAACAAAGCUUUCCUACCGGAAGGCACUUCACCAGAAACAGCAUACCAAGGCGCACAGCUGAAUAGCAUGGAUAUGGCAUCUACCACAUCAAAAUGGAAUCCAAUGGGCUGGCAAAAGAAAUGGAAAAUUACAGCAGUCGUCGCCGCGAUCAUUGCCAUUAUCGUUAUUAUUGUUGCAGCAGUAGAGGGCACCAAACAUCACAAGUCAAAGAAUUCCUAUCCGGAUUACCACGCACUGAAUUAUACCCUCGAGGAUCGAUGGCAGGGAACCAACUUCUUCGACAACUUUGAAUAUCAUUCUACAGCCGAUCCUGCCAAUGGCUUUGUCAACUACGUGGAUCAAGCUACUGCCAUAUCCACCAAUUUGACUUACGCUGGCGACUCAUCUGCUUUCUUGCGAGCAGACUCUACGGAUACCAAUGCAAAGAACGGUCGCAAUUCUGUACGCAUCACGUCUAAGAAGCAAUUUCACUCCGGUCUCUUUGUGUUCGACAUUAAGCACACCCCAUAUGGCUGUGGAACAUGGCCUGCUGUUUGGUUAGCGGACCCAAGCGACUGGCCUGGAAAUGGAGAAAUCGACGUUGUUGAAACCGUCAACCAAGGAAACACUGGAAACCAGAUGGCUCUACAUACAUCCAAAGGGUGCAAGAUGAAUGCACGGCGCGCUCAGACCGGCACUGUCCAUGGGACCAACUGCUACAAUGGCACGAACGACAAUGCUGGUUGCGCAGUGAUGGGAGCUUCCAGCUCGUACGGCGCUGAAGCCAACGACGACGGUGGUGCUGUCUACGCAAUGGAGCUUCGCGAUGCUGGCAUUCGCAUGUGGAUCUUCAACCGCGACUCGCCUCCUGGAGAUCUCAGACCAAACAACGACACUACUCCUGACCCCUCAACAUGGGGUCUGCCCAUUGCCGACUUCCCUAGCACUGAUUGUGAUGUUGGAUCUCACUUCAAGAACCAAUCAAUCAUUGCAAACAUCGACUUCUGCGGCUCUUGGGCUGACAGUGUUUACUCGACUCAGUUCAAAUGUCCUGGAAAGUGCGAGGAUUUUGUCGCAACCAAUGCUACAGCUUUCGAAAAGGCUUACUGGGAAUUUGCAAGCUUUAGAAUUUACUCGACGGAUAAGUAA